Molecule: messenger RNA, 1359 nt
Organism: Choloepus didactylus (southern two-toed sloth)
Lineage: Eukaryota; Metazoa; Chordata; Mammalia; Pilosa; Megalonychidae
Gene: DNASE1L3
Product: deoxyribonuclease 1 like 3
Exons: 8
Coding region: 238-1152 (304 amino acids)
Biological process (GO): programmed cell death involved in cell development; apoptotic DNA fragmentation
Cellular component (GO): nucleus
Molecular function (GO): DNA nuclease activity
Source: RefSeq, a predicted model, not a curated record
GACUAAUUUCCUCCCCAGGGUGAUAAAAACAGGGGCUCCUGAAGGCUAGCCCAUUUCCUUGGGGAAUGAAACUUGUGAUCUUCAGUUCCUCAGAGAAGUGAAAGUAGCAACCAGGAAUCCAGUAAUUCCUGUUAUCUGCAGGCUUUAUAAGUCAGCAGAGCUCAGGGAAGCGCCAGGAUCCUGGCUCUCAACCACCACUGUGUUCUCACCAAGCCCUGAAGCCGGAGGACUCCUGCGAUGUCGCGGACACUGGGGCCCCUGCUUCUCCUCCUCCUCACCAUCAGCAGUGCCUUGGCCCUGAGGAUCUGCUCCUUCAACGUAAGGUCCUUUGGGGAAACCAAGAAGGACAACGGGGAGGCCAUGGAAGUCAUUGUCAAGGUCAUCAAACGCUGUGACAUCAUACUGCUGAUGGAAAUCAAGGACAGCAACAACAUGAUCUGCCCCAUGCUGAUGGAGAGGCUGAACAGAAAUUCAAGGAGAAGCAUAACAUACAGCUACGUGAUUAGCUCUCGGCUUGGAAGAAAAACAUAUAAAGAACAGUAUGCCUUUCUCUACAAGGAAAAACUGGUGUCUGUGAAGAGAAGCUACCUCUACCACGACUAUCAGAAUGGAGACGCAGAUGUGUUUUCCCGGGAGCCCUUUGUGAUCUGGUUCCAGUCACCCUACACGGCUAUCAAGGACUUUGUGAUCAUCCCCCUGCACACCACUCCUGAGACGUCCAUUAAAGAGAUCGAUGAGCUGGCUGAUGUCUACAUAGAUGUGAAACGCCGUUGGAAGGCUGAGAAUUUCAUUUUCAUGGGCGAUUUCAACGCAGACUGCAGCUAUGUCCCCAGGAAGUCCUGGAAGAGCAUCCGCCUGAGGAUCGACCCCAGGUUCGUUUGGCUGAUCGGGGACCAAGAGGACACCACGGUCAAGGGGAGCACCAACUGUGCAUAUGACAGGAUCGUGCUUAGAGGGCAAGAGAUCAUCAGCUCUGUGGUCCCAGACUCAAACCGCGUCUUUGACUUCCAGAAAGCUUACAAGUUGACAGAAGAGGAGGCUCUAAAUGUCAGUGACCACUUUCCAGUUGAAUUUAAACUACAGUCUUCAACAGCCCUCACCAACAGCAAAAAAUCUGUUGCUCCAAGGAAAAAAAAAGCCAAUCUUUCCUAGAUACAAGAGUGCCAUUUAUAUAACCAUUUCUCGCCUCUAAAUAAAACAGCUCUAACAGGUAUAAACUGCUCCCUGCACUCAGGAAACAAGACUGAUCCAACAGCUUUCAUUUUUCAACUUGAAUUUAAUCCACCCUGAGCCAAAUUCCUAGGGCUCCUAUGUCCCUGAAUUGUCCAAAAAUAAACAAGAGGUUUUUGUGGUCCAAAA